CUGACUGAUGCACAGCUGCGAUGUCCUUGCGUGGAUCGUACCUCCGGACCGGAACGUGGGAGAGGUGCCAGCGCCGCCGUUAUCCCCAGUGCCUCGCCUGUACUCCUGAUGGCCAAUGGGACAGCGCUCUACUAUCAAGCAGAAAGCAGCCAUUUCCAUUAGAAAAUCUGUUUAUGGAGCCCGUGGGAGCGUCUCUCUGCGCCUUCACAGACCUUCUUGAGUCCACACUUCUCUCGUGAUAGGCCAUUUCAGCACUUGGCUGUCUGUGGGAAUGGCCUUCUCCUGCCGUCGUGUCUACCUGUGCCUGUGCACUGUUUACGUCUGUAUGGACGUGUCGGCCGCGACAUUUCCCGGGAGCCAGAAUAAUUCAUCAGCGAAAUUCUUCUCCACCACCACGCCGACCACCAGCGCCAUCGAGAAUCUGCUGAAGGGUUAUGACCGCAAUCUCCGCCCGAAUUUCGGCGGCCCCGCCGUGGAUGUUCUCGUCAGUAUGCAGAUCGCCAGCAUUGACCAGAUCUCGGAAGUGGACUUGGAUUAUACCAUCACCGUGUUUCUGCGGCAAUACUGGCGGGACAACCGUCUGCAGUACACCGGCACCAACAAGAGCCUGAGCCUGGACGGGCGGCUGGUGGAGAAGCUGUGGGUGCCGGACACGUUCCUCGUCAACUCCAAAAGCUCCUUCCUCCACCGCGUCACCGUGGACAACAGGCUCAUUCGGAUCGAACCAAACGGCAACAUUCUGUACGGCAUGAGAAUCACGGCGAAAAUCGCCUGCCCCAUGGACUUACGGAAGUACCCACUUGACGAGCAAAACUGCACCAUGGAGCUGGAGAGCUAUGGCUACACCACGAACGAGGUGACGUAUGACUGGAAGAAUGGAAGUGCCUCGGUACAAGGUCUGCUGAAUCUGGAGCUGUCUCAGUUCACCCUUGUCAGCUACGACACCGUACUCACCAAAGAGGUCUACGAAACUGGCACCUACGCGCGGCUGUCCUUCAGCUUCCUCCUGUGCAGAAACAUCCUGUACUUCAUCCUGCAGACGUACCUGCCCGCCAUCCUGCUCGUCAUCGUGUCCUGGGUCUCCUUCUGGAUCAACCACGAGUCCGUGCCCGCCAGGAUCGCAUUGGGAAUCACCACAGUCCUGACCAUGACCACGGUCAUCACGGGAGCCAAGCACUCCCUCCCCAAGAUCUCGUACAUCAAGGCCAUCGACGUGUACCUGGGCAUGUGCUUCCUCUUCACCUUCGCCGCUCUGCUCGAGUACGCAGCCGUCAACUUCGAGGCGAGCUCCCGGACCAGGAGGGAGUCCAAGGGCACCAGGAAGCUGCUGCAGAAGAUGAAGUCGGCGAAAGAGGGCGGCAAGAAAGAGGGUAAUGAGGAAGGCACAAAGGCAAAGCGCUUCCCGCUGAUGGCCAAGAAGCAGGCCGUGAAAGAGUCGCCGAAGGACGAGAACGGAACGGCCACGGAGAACAGCCAGCCAGCCCCGGCACCACCACGGCAGGUCAACUGCAACCAGGCCUUAAAAAGGAUCGUUCUGAGGACGACGGCGGAUCCUAACCACGUGGACCGGCAGCCUCCUCCUCCUCCUCCUGAGCCGCAGCAUAACAACAGUACCAACGUAGACCAGGUGGAGGACCUGGGGCAGACUGAAAACGGGCCCACGCCCGCGGCUCGUAAGAGACCCCACCUGCGGAAGAGGCCCACGCUUUCGGACGUGGCCAAGCGAGUGGUGACCAAUAGAAGUUUCAAUAUCAAAGUAAAAGACGUGGCUACUAUAGAUAAAUACUCCAGGGUCUUGUUCCCUCUCACGUUUGCACUGCUGAACGUGGCGUACUGGAUCGGGUACCUGACGUAGCACGCGACGCCGAAAAGAACUGCACUUUGCAGCAACCCAAAUACUUUGCCACUCUUAAUAUGCGGGAGAUGAUGCGUGAAAUAGGAUUUUAUGACGGGGGCAGAAAACUCGGGGUGCGACGUGCACAACUGCAACAUGCCGUGCCGAUCCCGGCAUUCAGCGGGAGUAACAAGAUGUCAGUCAUUCGCAGACGUCAGAGGCGUUCUGGUGACGUCACGGGGUUCUUCAACUGAAACAAGACGUUUUUUUAAGCUCCUCUGUGACAAACGUUGGAGACUGUUGACGUCGAUCAAGGACGUCAGUUUAUACAUAUCAUUAGAAAAGAAGACUGUCGUUGCUAGAAAGUUCUGUUAGGCCCCCUUUCCACUAGACGGCGAUCGCGCUGCGCUCUCACUGCGACCUAAAUAGGAUAUGUGUAAUAUUCAC
Molecule: messenger RNA, 2281 nt
Organism: Branchiostoma floridae (Florida lancelet)
Lineage: Eukaryota; Metazoa; Chordata; Leptocardii; Amphioxiformes; Branchiostomatidae
Product: gamma-aminobutyric acid receptor subunit beta-3-like
Exons: 9
Coding region: 272-1855 (527 amino acids)
Biological process (GO): nervous system process; signal transduction; regulation of membrane potential
Cellular component (GO): neuron projection; GABA-A receptor complex; membrane
Molecular function (GO): neurotransmitter receptor activity; extracellular ligand-gated monoatomic ion channel activity; GABA-A receptor activity
Source: RefSeq, a predicted model, not a curated record